UUAUCUGUCAGCAGCUAGGGAUGCAGAGCCCCAGAACCCCUACACCGAUCUCCUUGACAGCUGGCAGGCUUCAUGGCCUCAGCAGGGGCUAGCAGGCCUGCAGCUUUCACCCUGCUGCGCCUUAAGACACACACAGUGUCACCCAUGUCAUGAGUCUUGCUUGUCCACAGCUUGAGAUGCAGUUUUCCCCAAACCCCUGCACUGAUCUUGAAACUUGGCAGGCUUUGUGGCCUCAGCAGGGCCUAGCAUUUCUGCAGUUUUGACCUCACUGUGGCUUAACACACACAUGUGACACAAGUUUUGCUUUCAAGACUUUGGGGUGAAGUUUUCCUGAACCCCUGCACCUAUCUCCUUGAAACUUGGCAGGCUUCGUGCCCUCAGAAGGGGAUACCAUUCCUGCAUAUUUCAUCCACAUCAGGCCAGAAAUGACAAAGUUGUAGGUUUUUUUGGCCUUCUCCAUUAUAUCCUAAGGGCAAAACAUCGGAACAGGGUCGAAACGGCAAAACUGUUUCGACUGGACAGAACGGAACGGAACGGAACGGAACGGAACAGCUAUUUCAAAUUGAAACAAAAUUCAAAAUGGAGCGCUGUUCCGUCGAAACACAAGUGGAAACAGAAUGGCGCAGUUUCGCACAGCCCUAGUAUGUAACUCUGUAAUAUAACAAAUAAUAAAGCAACAGUUUAAAUAUUUAUUUUGUAUUUUCCCAGGAUCCAUUUUUAACUUUCAUUUAGAUAGAUGGUUUUUUUUCUAAUAGUCAUAAGCAAAUAUCAUUCUUUAUAUUGUAUGCAGAUCUUAAUUACAACUAUCUUUCCCCAUAAAAGCUAGGAUUCCAGGGUGAAUGCAAAAUUUCCAAAAUACUUCCAUAAACAUUUGCUAGGCCCUUUCAUUUUAAACAGUCAGGAGACUCUUAUUUCAUCCAACAGGCAUAAAACUGAUUUUGUAUUUUCUAUCUUAUAAACACACUUUCUAAACAUUUUCAUUGGUGGAAAGAUGCAUUACAUAAUAAGUCAUAAUGUGACCCAGUGGCAAACCAAAUAUAUGGGAAAACAUUAACUGUUCUAAACCUUAUACAGCAAACUGGAUAAAAACUUUUGCAAAGCAAACAGUACAAAGUCAAAUUUAACUUUUACUGGUCCCAGCCUACAGGCUUGCUUAUUUCAGUUACUGGAUUACAUCCUUCAGAAAAGAACAAGUGAAACCAAAUUACUAAUCCGAAAGAGACCUACCACAAAGCAAGCAGAAAGAACCAAGAAAAAAAUUGAAUCAAAGACGAGCAGUUGUCUCUCAGAUAUGGUUCUGUACCAGAAACUGUUUCAAAUUAUUUGUGUACUGGGAAUUGGUGGAAGCUUCUCAUUUGGCUUCCAAAUUUCUAUGAUCACCUAUGCUUCUGUGCACAUCAAGAAAUUCAUCAAUGAGACCUGGCAGGAACGAUACCACUCUUUCAUUGAUGAGCAAAGCCUCACAUUACUGUGGUCAUCCAUUGUCUCUGCUAUUAGCAUUGGGGGGCUCUUGGGAACCAUCAGUUCAAGAUCCCUGUCCACAAAAUAUGGAAAGUCUGUAUCCAGUAAAAAGCAUUUUAAGAACUGUUCUAUAUGACAGGAUAGAAAAUUCUGGGUGAUUUGGAGAAAACAGUCCCUAUGGAAGGGAAGAAAAGUCAAUGUUCCUAGAUAUGCAGCCAUUAUUUCAUCCUAUCUACCCCAUUAACUUCAUUUUAUAUAUUUCAAAGACAGUUCUCUCUGUCCAUGUGUUCAGUCCAUUAUACUGAUUAAUGUCUUUGAUGAUAAGUAAAUUAAAAAUGAGAGAGGUUGUGAACUUAGUUCUUGUGCUCUGUACACUCAUACAAGAAACUAGAUUUUGAUUAAUCUUAGGGGUGCAACAGCAGGUCAGUCAGCUUCUUGAAGGGAAUACUUUGUGUUGUUUGACUUUCCAUCAUAUCAGUCAACUCAAGAAAGGCACUGACUUGCUUGCUCUAAAGGGGCUCCUGAUUAAUCCUCCCUGACCCAAAGGGUUACAAGGAUAAUUUUAAAAAAUGGAGAACAUCCUAAAUGUAUUGGCAAGAACAUUAUUGUCCAUUAAUAAAAAAUAUACAGAGGGAUCCUUAGUAUCUGUAUAACUCAACUGAGUUUAUUAUACUUGCCUUUAUUUGAUAAUCUUAAUUUGUACACAUGAAAUGACCAAGGGGAAAUUAUUUACACAUCAUAGGCAGUCACCCACUUUUGGGCCUGUAACUUUUCAAACACCAAAAUGGGAAGAGUCCAGUCUCACAAAUUGUAAAGAUCUAUCCCUGCAGUGUAACACAGGAACUAUCUAUUGUUCUGGACUUCUGCCCUUUUUACAGUGGAAAACAGAACAAGAAAUUUUAAAAAAUUGAAAUAUAUUUACUGUGUACACUGCUUUGAAGAUUAACAGAUUUUUAUGAGAUGGAAGAUAAGAUGAUUCUUGUGAGCUUUCUAGUUUAAAAAAAAUGCAUAUGCAGAGAUAAAAUACACAGGACUCAAAAUAUAAAUAAGCUGCAAAAAGAAAAAAAAAGAGACAUCCCAAAAAAUAAAAAAUUCUAGAAGGCAGAAGACUUUUAUGGAUCCUACUUUACUCACAAAGAGGUUAUAUAAUCUUAUUUAACCUUAACACUUCUCUGGCAAUGCAAUCUAAGCAACAGUGCUUGAAGUAGCCACCCACGCCCCAUACAAACAUAGCUGCUCUAAAUACUUUUUGGAUAUCAUUGAUAGCUUGCUUGCUACUAGAAUGAUAGCACAGCAAAUUUACCUUGUGUCAAACUUGAUUCAACAUGACUUUGCAGCUACAGGAUAGUCCAGAUAUAGCAGCAAGAGAUUCAACCAGUUAGGUGCACUUGGUUCUCUGACAAAGCAGAGCUACUGAGCCAGUAUGACAUGAAACAGAGGUUAUAUGGAACUCCAGGGCUUUAGCUGAUUUCAAAUGAAGUCUAAUACAUAUAUUUACAUCAAACUUAUGGGACAGGAUUUUUGCUUAGAUUUCCUGUAUUUUAAGAUUUUGGGAAGAUGACUUCUGAGGUAAAAGUUCAGUAUUGUGUUUAGAAACCAUUUAAAAUGUGCCUGCAUCACCAUCCUAAAAAUAAGAAAAACAGACCUCCCACGUUAAGGAUGACUAUGCGUAAAUUUGAGAAAGUAUCUAAUUAAAAUCUUUUCUUCUCUCAUUGACAGUAUGGGCCACAUGAUAUUUUCCCCCCAGGGGAUAUUAAACUCCCAGUAGCUUGUUUUCCUUCCAUUGUUGAAUUUUUAUGAAUUCUUGAGGGGGCAAAGAAUUCAUGGGAUUUCUACAAGUCAGAUUUGGUAGUCCUUCUGUAAAGAGAGGAGUCAUGCCCCCAAGGUAAUUAAACACCACAAGGAAAAAUUACCCAGUCUUCUUUUUUGGACUGACACUGGCAUAAGGAAUUAAGUCAGCCUGCCACGCUGAAGCUGCUGGCAUUGUUCUUUGUCCUCUGAGAAGGCAUAAGAAAAGGAGCUGGAGGAGCCACAAAAAAAUGAAAGGCAAAAAAAGAUAAAAAAGAAUUACAGGUCAUCAAAGCAGUAUAAUUCUAGGACUGCUGCCUUUUGCUGACCAACACCAACAUAAAUGGAGAUGAAACACAAAAUGAUUGAAGCAAGUAUGAAGAUCAUAAGUCAUCAAGAAUCCUGGCAAAACCCAAUCUCAGGAUCCAGUGCUCAGAAUCUUUUGUUUUGAAAUAAGGAAAAUUGACACAUUCAAAUGCUAGUAGAGGAUACAGGUUGUUUAACUGAAGUGUGCACAAAAGAUGGAGGCAGGGCAGUUGAGAAGAAAAUAAGCAACCUCUAAAUGAGGUCCUUCAUCAGCUGUGAUCAGAAAGAGCUGUUGAGUACAGCAUGGAUGGGUAUGCAGGGAUAGUGCAGGCUCGCCUUGCUGAAACUAAAAUCUCAAAACUAAAGUCUAAAGAGUUUCCACCAGAUGAACAGAUUCACAAGCGGGUAAAUCUAAUCUGUUGGGAAGUGUAUCUUGGAAGAAAUUUUCUUGCAAAACUUGUACUGCAGCCCAUACUUUACUACUUGAGUAACUCCUAGAAAACAAUGAAAAUUCACUUUAAGCUUCUAUCACACUAAGUUUGGUCACAAUUUAAGAAAUAUAAAAACAGCCUACUAACUACUAGGUCUCCUUUGCAAAUUUUGGAUUCAGUGUCAAGACAUCAUUUUUCAGUAUAUUCAGGGAUAAAAAGAGGACACUAUAAGAAAGCAACAGAGGUGGUGUUCCUGAUUUCAUAGAAGUCUCUUGUGUGCUGUUACAGAAAGAAAUGCCUAAUAUACAAUAAAUAACCUGACCAUGAUAGCAGCUGCAAUUCUCAUGGGCUUCAGUAAGAUGGCAAAAUCCUUUGAGAUGAUUUUGAUUGGACGUUUCCUUUGUGGUUUUAAUUCAGGCCUGGGUUGCUGUUUACAGGGCCAGUUCCUGGGAGAAAUUUCCCCUAAGCAGCUCCGUGGAUAUAUAAACACCAGUCUCACUGUCUUUGUAACCAUGGGAAAAUUCUUAGGGCAAAUGACAGGACUAAGGGAACUUCUAGGAACUGAAUCCUUGUGGCCAUUAUUGACAACGCUCACUGGAAUUGCAGCAUUAGUGCAGCUUGUCACUCUCCCAUUUUUGCCUGAGUCUCCACUUGAACUUCUGAUGCAAAAGGGAGAUACAGAAGGCUGCUUGAAAGCUGCCAAGCAGCUCUGGGGCAAAGAGGAUCGUCAAGCAGAGAUUGACAGCAUGCUGAAGGAGCAGGCUGCAAUGAAAAAUACCAAACUCAUGACUGUCUUGGAACUCUUGAAAGACCGAUCCUUGAGAUGGCAAUUUUACCUAAUGAUCAUCAUGGGAGUUACAUUACAGCUCAGUGGCAUCAAUGCAAUCUACUUCUACUCCUUUGAGGUGUUCCAUACAGCUGGGUUUGAUCAAGAACACAUCCCCUACAUAUCUCUGGGACUUGGGACCUGUGAGUUCUUCUCCUCCAUAUUGUGUGCUUUCAUCAUUGAGCAGUCUGGAAGAAGAAUGUUCCUGUUGUGUGGAUAUGGACUGAUGAUUUUGGUCUUGGCACUCCUCACAACAACUCUCACUCUGCAGCAUCAGUUCUUCUGGAUGCCCUACUGCAGCGUCAUUCUGAUCUUCUUAUUCAUUAUCAUCUUCGGAAAUGGACCAGCUGGAGUUACAUUCCCAGUUAUAUCUGAACUCUUCACCCAGUCAUCCAGAUUACCUGCAUUAAUGAUCUGCAUGUCUCUCCACUGGGCAGGACUCUGCUUAAUUGGGAUGGUUUUCCCAUAUGUAGUGAAGAACCUGGGUACCUUCUGUUUCCUUGUUUUUAUGGGAUUCAUUUCUGUCUCAUGGAUUUCCAUCUACCGGUUUCUCCCAGAAACAAAGAACAAAUCAAUAAUGGAAAUCAAAGCUGAAUUUCAUCAUUUAAAUUUUGGAAAGGCGUGCGCCCAGGUCACUGAAAACAAUCCUCCAGAGGAGUUUACUGCUUGCGCUAACGUCUGAUGUGGACAGAAGGGACAGGACGUGAUGUCACAUUCAGAUGUCUACAAAUCUAUGAAGUGUCAGCUUUAAUGAAUUUUACUGCUGUACUCCAUAUUCAUUUUAUGCAAAUGGUCUUCAUAGGAGAUCAUCCCCUGGUAUUCAGUAAUACAAAAUUCCUUGUCAGUAUCUCAUCGGCACCACAGUUGCCCAGCCACAUACAUUUCAAUUUAAGGUUCUACUUUACAAAAGCCAAACUGAUAUAUACAUACUUUUAAAGUCAUUCAAACUUUAACUCUGCCCAUGUAAUCCCAUCCUAAGGACAAGUAGGACAAUUUUGAAUGCAAUAUGUAUAUAACCACAUAUUUUAAAUAAUCAGUAAGUUGAUUACCUAAAGUAGUUAGUCUCAGUCAUUUUGCUUUAUGUCUACAUUAGCAGUGGACACAAAUCCAAAAUGGAUAACCUCCUAAACCAUACCAAAACUGGAGCAAUGUUAUGUUAAAACUACUAGAUUAUCACUUAGGUUUGUAUUUCUAGUUUGUAAGCCACUGUGAACAAACUUAGGUUUGCAAACCACCUUGGCUGGAGCUGAACACAACUAUUUAAAACUUAAUCCAAUGAUUGUAAACCCUGUCCAGCUGAUGAUAACUAGUUGAUUAGAACAUUUUUAUGAAAAGUCUGUCAUAAAUGCAAUUCAUCCAGGUGGGAUUUCUGCACAGAGUGGAACCUGAAUCAGUCACCUCCCAGGGGACUGCUUUACUCUCUGCAUCUAAAAGUAAGUCUCUCUUUCUCAAUUUAGAGAUACUCCACUUUGUAUAAAUAAUUAAAAGUUCAAAAGGCCUGAGGGGCCAGGUAUAGAAGUCAUCUGAGAUAUGGAAAGCCUGAAUGAGGCAAAGCAUGGACACAAACCUGGUUCUCACACAGCUCAGGCAAAUAAUAUAACCGUACCUUGUCCUGACCAUCCUAGGAUAUGUUUUCCAUUAAAUUUUUCAAAAAAAGUGUGGCCUUUAUUGAACAUUAAAGCAGAAUUAGGAUUUUGAAACCUUGGCUUUUUUCUUUGUAAAACAAAAUUUCAUUUUCUGGCCAGCCCUACUCUAUGAAAAACAUAUUAGUUGAAUCCCCAAAGUUCUCAGAAAUGUAAUGAAAAUGGCAUGGUGUAGCAAUACCUAACCAACUUUGUGCUGAGUCACAUCCCUGAUCUCAGUUACUUAUUAGAAGUUACUAGAACUGCCUCCCCCGCAGGAUCUUCAUCAGCAAGUGCAAAGAUGCCCUGUGGAAUAUUAAUGAACAAAAAAUCAGAACUGAAAUCAG
Messenger RNA from Alligator mississippiensis (American alligator), 6781 nucleotides. RefSeq names its product solute carrier family 2, facilitated glucose transporter member 9. Lineage: Eukaryota; Metazoa; Chordata; Crocodylia; Alligatoridae. Gene Ontology annotation, molecular function: hexose transmembrane transporter activity. The coding region runs from base 4310 to 5494 and encodes 394 amino acids. Gene Ontology annotation, biological process: monosaccharide transmembrane transport. The record is from RefSeq and is a predicted model, not a curated record. The transcript is spliced from 11 exons. Gene Ontology annotation, cellular component: membrane.